UUUCAGAUCAAUAGAAGUUUAAAAAUGUCCGAGGAGUCAGAAGACGAAGAUUCUAGUCUGAACCUCACUUCUUUCCUCUUCGGAAAUAUUAAUAAGGAUGGUGAACUCUCUGAUACAGAGACCUUUGAAGAAGACAUUGUGAGGAAAUUAAGAGGAUUGGGAUCCCUGUUACAGGAUACGCAGAUGCGUAGCAUAAUUCAGGAAGUAAAAUCUGAAGCUAGUUUGCAACAAGUAGAUGAUCUAGAAGAUGUUGAUGAGAAGGCGGAGGAUGCAGAAGAUUUCUCGAAUAUAUCGGAGGCAAUCUCGGAGUCAGAUGACGAGGAAGACGCAGAGGAAGAAAAGAAGGAUGAGGGAGCUGGAAGCCAGCUUGAUGGGCCCAAAUCUCAAGAUAAUCUGGAUUUCAAUGACGAACCAAUCCCAUCGUCCGGGAGUAAGGAACCCGAAAUGUUUACCAACGAUUCUGCAUUGAUGCCUCCGCCUUGUCAGCCGGUAGAAAAACAGGCAGUAAAAACCAGUAAUCAGUUCAGUGCACCGCUUGCGGCAAUGUUACCAGAGAAAUAUAAGACGGCGCAUAUAAAGGAUUUCUACCCAGAAUUCAGAGAGAAUGCUGUUCUACGAUUUUCAAAACUUUUCCCCAUCAAGGAUUCUCAUAAACCUAGAAUUUGGAAGAGUUUAAAGAAAAGACGUAUUAAAAGAGAGGAGAAGAGUGAAGAAGAACCUCCUAAGAAAAGGAAUCGAGGUUGGGUGUUGAAUAUAGCGCCUCCUCCGGAGGAUCCGAAUAUGUACGAGGAGGACGACCAGGUCAAAUUCAGGAAACCAAUGCAGGUUGUUAAACCUACUCCCCUGAGUCCCCCGAAGGAGGAAGAUGUGAGCAAGAAAGGACCGAAGUCCACGGACUGGAGAUGGGGACCAGCUCAGUAUUGGUAUGAUAUGGUGGAACUACCAGAAGAAGUUGCCUCCUACGACUACGGUCUGAAAACUGCAGAGGAAGCUAAGGCAGAAGCAAUAGAGAGUGAGAAUGUAGUUAAAGAGGAACACCAAGAAGCUCCAGGAACUUCUCAAGGUUCAAGAGAAAGUACUGAAAGUAAACCAACUACAGUGGAAAAUAUAGAAUUUCCAGCGGACGCCUUUCAUAUGGUUACUCAGGUUUCGUGGGAAGAAGAUAUUAUAUGGAAUGGGGAAGAUAUCAAACAUAAGGUUUUGUCGAAGUUGAAUGCUAAAGCUAAUGCUGCUGGUUGGGUGCCGAGUAGUUUAAACAGAACAGCGGUCAGCUUCUCACAGCAGAGACCUGGGGUCAAACCUGAACUGCAGAUUAGGCUGGCGACACUAGGGAAGAAACUGCCCGAGAGGGAAGAUGACGCGUGGUACAGCAUAUUCCCUGUUGAGAAUGAACAGCUUGUGUACGGAAGAUGGGAAGACGAGGUGAUCUGGGAUUCCACAAAUAUGCCAAGGAAACUGCAUCCGAAUAUAGUUAGCCUGGAUCCUAACGAUGAUAAUAUUAUUAUCGCGAUACCAGACGAUAUAGAUCCUGAUACACUCCCAAACGAAGAACCUGCCAGAAAAAUAAAGAUAAUCCAAAAGCACGUGAAGAAGUCGAAACUGUUGCUGAACAGAGCUGGGAUUAUCUCUGUAGUGGAGGAGGAGAGUCCACCCCCUCCCCCUAAACAUGAUGAUAGAGAUCCUUUCUAUAUAGGGAAUGAUGAAUUCUAUCAAGCGAAGGAGCCCGCGUCUUUGAUCAAAGUUGCAACAGGUGGACUACUGUUACAGCACGCUACCCCUAGCGUCCAGCUCACUGCGCCGUUUAUACCAACCCACAUGGGUCCUAUCAAACUUAGACAGUUCCAUAGAUGGCCUCUAAAGCGGUAUUCUCAUGGACCCCUCAGUCAAUACCUGGCGUUCCAUGGUGUGCAGAGUUUAUACAAACACCAGCGAAAGAUGGAGAAAUGGCGGACAGCAGAGCGAGAGGAGGCGGGUGGCGGAGACAUAUUCUUGAUGAGGGAGGCGAAGGAUCUGUCGGGAAAAGACGGAGAUAUCAUCCUGACCGAAUAUAUUGAGGAGUUUAUGCCGCUCAUGGGAUUUGUCGGGAUGUCGAGUAAAAUUAAGAAUUAUUACAAACGGAAACCAGAAAAUGAUAAAGGACCAAAAGAGUUAAAGUAUGGUGAGCUGACCUACGCGCAUACUUCACCAUUCCUUGGUACCAUGCACCCGGGGCAAACUAUACAAGCACUGGAGAACAAUAUGUACCGCUGUCCCAUCUACCAACAUAAAUUCCCUAAAACUGAUUUUCUCAUUAUUAGAACAAGGAAUGAGUUUUCUAUCCGUGAAGUAAACGCUUUCUAUGUGACCGGGCAAGAGUGUCCGCUGUAUGAAGUACCAGGACCGAACUCUAAGCGGGCAAAUAACUUCAUCAGGGAUUUCUUACAGGUUUUCAUCUACCGCUUGUUUUGGAAAUCCAGGGACUCUCCAAAGAGAAUCAAAAUGGACGAUAUCAAAAAAGCGUUCCCGGCCCACAGUGAAUCAUCAAUCAGGAAACGGUUGAAGCCUUGUGCCGAGUUUCACAGAACAGGUCCUGAUUCCAACUGGUGGGUUAUGAAGCCUGGAUUCCGUCUCCCUACAGAGGAGGAGAUCAGGGAGAUGGUGGACCCGGAGCAAACAUGUGCUUUCUACAGUAUGAUUUCUGCAGAACAGAGACUUAAGGAUGCAGGGUAUGGAGACAAGUUUAUUCUGGCGCAGGAGGAUGAUGAGAAUGAUAAUAUUGAAAUGAAAAUGGACGAUGAAAUAAAAUGCGCCCCCUGGAACACGUCACGAGCUUAUGUUCAGGCAAUGAAGGGUAAAUGCCUGCUACAACUGACCGGAGCAGCUGACCCUACUGGUCCUGCUAAAGAAGGAUUCAGCUACGUCAAGAUACCAAACAAACCAACAAAUAAGGAGGAACAGGAAGCUCAACCAAAGCGUACGGUUACUGGAACUGACGCAGAUUUGCGUAAACUUCCGUUAAAGGAUGCUAAAGCUAUUUUGCGUAAAAAUGGGGUUCCAGAGGAAGAGAUUAAGAAACUCUCUAGAUGGGAGGUCAUUGACGUUGUAAGAACCUUGAGCACGGAGAAGGUGAAAGCAGGAGAAGAAGGAGCAGACUCAUUCAAGUUCUCUAGAGGAAACCGGUUUAGUAUUGCUGAACACCAGGAGAGGUAUAGAGAGGAUUGUCAACGAAUAUUUGAGGUUCAAAACAAGGUUUUGGCCUCCGAUGAGGUAUUAUCCUCUGACGAGGACGUGACGAGUAGUGAGGAGGAAGAAGAGGAGGACGACCUGGACGAGAUGGGGAAGAAUAUUGAAAACAUGCUGAGUAACAAGAAGACGAGCAAGCAAUACAUGACGGAGAGGGAGGAGAUCGAGCGCAGGAAACUACAGAAGGUGAUGAUGGAGAACAGGUUGGAGGAGAAGAAGAAGAAGAAGGAUGAUGAUGAGAGACCUGAUGAUGAUCUUAGUCCAGGAGCAUCACAGGUUCUCCGUAUAACCAGAACCUUUAAGAAUUCUCAGGGUAAAGAGUAUACCAGGACGGAAUUAGUCCGUAAAUCUCUGGUGAUAGAAACCUAUGUUAAAGUCCGGAACACCAAGGACGAUGCCUUCAUUCGUCAGUUCGCAACCAUGGACGAUCAAGUUAAAGAGGAGAUGAAGAAAGAGAAAAGAAGAUUACAGGAACAACUAAGGCGCGUGAAGAGGAACCAGGAAAGAGAGAAACAGGGUCUCAAUAAGUCGGCCAGUAGCAGGAAAGAGAAAAUUAAACCUGACUUGAAGCUGAAGUGCGGAGCCUGCGGUCAGACCGGUCAUAUGAGAACUAAUAAAACAUGUCCCAAGUUCACUGGGGAGGAAGGGUUCUCGAUGGAUGGAGAUAAUGAUGAGAGCAGAGAUAGAAGAAUGAUGGAUGAGAGUUUACUAGGAUCAGAGGAUCUUGUCACCUCAGAGGGAACAAAGAUCAAGAUCAGUGAAAAGGUUAUGAAAGCUGCAGAGGAAAUCAGACGCAGGGAUCUUCAACUCAAAUUGCCCAGAGAUGUACACAAGGCUGGUAAGAGAAAGAGGGCGGGAACUGGGAAGCAUUGUGACUACCUGGAUAAACGUGAAUACGGUCCAGUCAAGAGAAGGAGAACAGACCCUGUCAUUUCAUUCUCAUCCAUACUAGAACAGUUACUGGUAGAUAUCAGGUUAAUGCCUGAGAGCCAAGCGUUCCUGUACCCUGUUCCUGUCAAGAAUGUUCCUGAUUACCAGGAAAAGAUUAAGUUCCCAAUGGAUCUUCAAACAAUCAAGGAUAAUGUGCAGAACCGUAAGUAUCACAGUAGAGAGGAGUUCCUAGGUGAUGUUAAGCAGAUCUAUGAAAAUUCCUCUACAUAUAACGGGGAAACAAGCAUAAUAACUAUCAACUCAAAGGUUGUUCUGGAACGAGUUGUUCAGAAGUUUCAGGAGAAGGAUGAUUAUCUGAUGAGACUUGAGAAGCAAAUCAAUCCUCUUCUUGAUGACGACGAUCUGACCGCCCUCACUUACAUAUUCUCAGAGAUUAUGGAGAAAAAUAUCAAAACUAUGCAGGAAUCCUGGCCCUUCAUGAAACCAGUUAACAAGAAAGCAGUGAAGGACUACUAUGAUAUUGUUAAGCAACCGAUGGAUUUAGAGACGAUGACCAUUAAAAUCAGAACAAGGAAAUAUUAUUCAAGGGAGGCAUUCUUGUAUGACAUGGAGUUGAUUUAUCAGAACUCAAGAAUAUUUAAUGGAGAAACUAACGAGUAUACUCUCAAAGCGAAGAAACUAUUUGAAACUGUUGAAGCAACUCUAGGCUUAUAUCAGGACCACUGUGGACACCUGGAGAGCAAGAUUCGUGAGACCCAGCAGCGAGCAAUGGAUCAGGCGGAGAUGGAUUCCCUAGGGACAUCUCUCGGCGGAGAGGCGGAGGACACUGACCGGAAGAAGAUGAGGAAGAAGAAACCCGAAGGACAACUUGAGGAUGAUCUUGAGUACAGUUCAGAUGAAGAAGAGGAUUGGGAUGAGGUUGAGGAUUCUACUAGCCAAGGGUUCAGUGUUACUGUUGAUCCAAAUGCAACAGAGUUACCUGGAGGUAUAGUUGUAAAAACAGAUCCUGGUUUACUGGGUGAGGAUGUGAUGGUGAAAUCUGAACCUGUUGAUUUACAAGAUUUUUACGCAAAUCAGCUGCAGGGCGGACCAGUCUUCAAUAUCCAGACUGGUCAAGAUGGUCAGUUCUAUGCUGAAGCCUUCCAGCAACCACAGGGAUUCCAAGCUGGGUUCCAGAACCUGUCUGAUUAUCAGAUGCAAUAUCAAGCAUCAGAGCCUGUUAUAGAUGAAAACUACGAUCCGACAGAUUUCCUUCAGGGAUUGGGUGCUAGCGGAGAGGAUAUAUCCGGAGUAGUAGUUCCAAGUUUACCACAAAAUGGAGAACAAAACCUACAGGACGAUUUAGCAGUUAGUGAUGAUAGUGAGGAGGAAACUGACGAGAAAAAUACAAGCCAAGAUGACGUCAUGGAUUUCUAGAAAAAUACAAGCCAAGAUGACGUAAUGGCUUUCUAGAAAAUACAAGCCAAUAUGACGUCAUGAAUUUCUAGAAAAAUAUAAGCCAAGAUGACGUCAUGGCUUUCUAGAAAAAUGCUAGCCAAGAUGACGUCAUGGCUUUCUAGAAAAAUACCAGCCAAGAUGACGUCAUGGCGUUCUAGGAAAAUGCUAGCAAAGCUGACGUAAUGGCUUUCUAGAAAAAUACAAGCCAAAAUGACGUCAUGGCUUUCUAGAAAAAUACCAGCCAAGAUGACGUCGUGGCUUUCUAGAAAAAUAUCAGUAAAGAUGACGUCAUGGCUUUCUAGAAAAAUAAUUUACUGAUUUGUCCAGGGG
Molecule: messenger RNA, 5880 nt
Organism: Eurytemora carolleeae
Lineage: Eukaryota; Metazoa; Arthropoda; Copepoda; Calanoida; Temoridae
Gene: Taf1
Product: transcription initiation factor TFIID subunit 1
Exons: 38
Coding region: 25-5529 (1834 amino acids)
Biological process (GO): transcription by RNA polymerase II; RNA polymerase II preinitiation complex assembly
Cellular component (GO): transcription factor TFIID complex
Molecular function (GO): RNA polymerase II general transcription initiation factor binding; histone acetyltransferase activity; RNA polymerase II general transcription initiation factor activity
Source: RefSeq, a predicted model, not a curated record